Molecule: messenger RNA, 672 nt
Organism: Vicia villosa (hairy vetch)
Lineage: Eukaryota; Viridiplantae; Streptophyta; Magnoliopsida; Fabales; Fabaceae
Product: histone H2AX-like
Exons: 2
Coding region: 111-530 (139 amino acids)
Cellular component (GO): nucleosome
Molecular function (GO): protein heterodimerization activity; structural constituent of chromatin; DNA binding
Source: RefSeq, a predicted model, not a curated record
UUGAUUUUUCAAUCCGUACUCGUCUUCUCAGUCUUCACUCUUCUCGCUCUCUCAAAUCUAAUUUCCAAUUCAAAGAUUUUUAGGUUUUCUCUUUUCUCCAUCAAUUGAAAAUGAGUUCCACUGCUACAACCAAGGGUGGAAGAGGCAAGCCGAAGGCCUCCAAAUCUGUUUCAAGAUCCUCAAAGGCCGGACUUCAAUUUCCAGUAGGUAGAAUUGCAAGAUUCUUGAAGGCCGGAAAAUAUGCCGAACGUGUUGGUGCCGGUGCUCCUGUCUACCUCUCCGCCGUUCUUGAAUAUCUCGCCGCUGAGGUUUUGGAAUUGGCUGGGAAUGCUGCUAGGGACAACAAGAAGACUCGUAUUGUUCCAAGGCAUAUUCAACUUGCUGUUAGGAAUGAUGAAGAACUUAGCAAGCUUUUGGGAACUGUAACCAUUGCUAAUGGCGGCGUUUUGCCCAAUAUUCAUAACACUUUGCUCCCUAAGAAAGCUGGAAAAGGACAAGGAGAAAUUGGAUCUGCUUCUCAAGAAUUUUAGGAAUUCUGUGUUUUUUUAGUAGUCAUAGUUUUAUUUUGACAAAAUAUCAUAAGCAACUUAAAACAUAUUUUUGUUCUUAAGUAAAUUGAAAGUCUAUUCUAAAUGUUAAAAUUCUGCCAAAAUAAUAAUUUUGUUGAACGAA